ACUCUUCUUUUCUUUCAAAAGGUUUGGAACAAAGAUGUGAGGUUCUACUGUGUCAAAGAGUCUUCAGGUAGUCCAAUUGCCUAUUUUUAUUUUGAUCCAUUCUCUCGCCCAUCAGAGAAAAGGGAAGGUGCAUGGAUGGAUGAGGUUGUUUCUCGAAGUCGUGUAAUGUCACGGAAUGGGACCACAUCUAGGUUGCCUAUUGCCCACAUGGUAUGCAAUCAAACACCACCAUUUGGGGACAAGCCAAGCCUCAUGACAUUCCGUGAAGUUGAGACUGUCUUCCAUGAAUUUGGUCAUGCACUUCAGCAUAUGCUGACCAAGCAAGAUGAGGGUCUAGUAGCUGGCAUUCGGGGAAUUGAAUGGGAUGCUGUUGAGUUGCCCUCUCAGUUCAUGGAAAAUUGGUGUUACCACAGGGAUACAUUGAUGAGCAUUGCAAAGCAUUAUGAAACAGGGGAGAGUCUCCCCGAAGAAGUUUAUUUGAAGCUCCUUGCUGCAAGGACUUUCCGUGCUGGUUCUCUAAGUCUUCGUCAGCUUCGAUUUGCUAGCGUGGAUUUAGAACUACAUACAAAAUACAUCUCAGAUGGGUCAGAAUCUGUUUUUGAUGUUGAUCAGAGAGUUUCCAGAAAAACACAAGUGAUCCCUCCAUUGCCAGAAGAUAGGUUUCUGUGCAGUUUCAACCAUAUAUUUGCUGGUGGAUAUGCUGCUGGAUACUAUAGUUACAAGUGGGCGGAAGUAUUGUCUGCAGAUGCUUUCUCAGCAUUUGAGGAUGCUGGACUGGAUGACAUUAAGGCCGUUCAAGAGACUGGCCAUAAGUUUCGAGAGACCAUACUUGCUCUUGGAGGUGGAAAAGCACCAUUGGAGGUGUUUGUUGGGUUCCGUGGACGAGAACCGUCACCAGAGGCGUUGCUGAGGCACAAUGGAUUGUUACAAGUAACAGCCUGAGGCACAAGACAAUGGUUUUACCAAAGAGGCAUGCAAUGCAAAUAGACUUUACUAGAAUAAAUUAGCUUUGGAUUUUUCUCAUUGGUUCCAUUAUAUGCUUGCUUAUGCUUCUGGCUGUUUUUCGUAACUUGUGGUACUUGGAUUGUCCAACACAUUGAAACAUGAACCAUAUUUGC
This is a messenger RNA of Hibiscus syriacus, 1118 nucleotides long. Its product is annotated as organellar oligopeptidase A, chloroplastic/mitochondrial-like. Gene Ontology annotation, biological process: peptide metabolic process; proteolysis. Gene Ontology annotation, cellular component: chloroplast. The record is from RefSeq and is a predicted model, not a curated record. Gene Ontology annotation, molecular function: metalloendopeptidase activity. NCBI's taxonomy places the organism in Eukaryota, Viridiplantae, Streptophyta, Magnoliopsida, Malvales, Malvaceae.